Messenger RNA from Aspergillus steynii IBT 23096, 1563 nucleotides. RefSeq names its product putative cysteine synthase B. Gene Ontology annotation, molecular function: cysteine synthase activity; cystathionine beta-synthase activity. NCBI's taxonomy places the organism in Eukaryota, Fungi, Ascomycota, Eurotiomycetes, Eurotiales, Aspergillaceae. The transcript has 3 exons. The record is from RefSeq and is a predicted model, not a curated record. The coding region runs from base 1 to 1563 and encodes 520 amino acids. Gene Ontology annotation, cellular component: cytoplasm.
AUGUCUCAUUCCAACGAGCGCAACGUGUAUUUUGGUCCAGACUCUCUGAAGAAAUACUUUGAUCCCGACUCACAGCCCCCUCUGCCAUUGGUUGAGCUGCCGGGGCAUCUGAACCCUUACCAUCAAGAUGGUGUACGCAUUUACGCUAAGAUGAUGACCAUGCACCCGGCCAAUAAUGUCAAAGCCAUGCCAGCUAUGAACAUGCUCGAGUCGAGUGUGGUGCCUGGACAAACGAAAACCAUCAUUGAGUACAGCUCGGGAUCCACAGUGAUCUCGAUGUCAAUGAUUGCUCGAGUCAUGCAUGGCAUCAGCGACACCCGUGCCUUUCUCAGUAACAAGACCAGCGAGGCCAAGCUGAGACUCAUGCAGUUCUUUGGCCUCAACAUCACCCUCUUUGGCGGCCCCUCGCAGCCCGAGCCCUUCGACGAACGAGGUGGCAUUCAGAGUGCCCGGAACCAAGCCUUGCAGUCCGGACCAAUCCUCAACCCCAACCAGUACGAGAAUGACGACAACUGGCGGUCCCAUGUCCGGUGGACUGGACCACAGAUAUACAAGCAGCUGCCAGAAAUCACCGUGCUCUGCGCGGGUAUGGGCACCUCCGGCACGAUGACGGGUCUCGGGACAUAUUUCAAGGAUACCAAGCCGUCGGUGCUACGACUGGGGGUCUGCACUGCUCCUGGGGACCGUGUGCCUGGCCCGAGGUCAUUUGCUCUCAUGAAACCGGUUGAGUUUCCGUGGAAGUCGGCAGUCGACGUGAUCGAAGAGGUGAACUCCUUUGACUCGUUCUCGCUAUCCCUGGAUCUGUGUCGGGAGGGCAUCGUAUGUGGGCCUUCUUCGGGAUUCAACCUGAAGGGGCUAUUCCAGAUGAUCGAAAAGCGUAAGGCUGCGGGCACACUGUCAGAGCUGGCUGGGGCCGAUGGCACUGUCCAUUGCGUGUUUCUGUGCUGCGAUCUGCCAUAUCAGUACAUUGGCGAGUACUUCAAUAAUCUUGGAGCGGAAAAGUUCCACCCCAUUCAGAACGAGCACCUCACCAAGGUGGAUCUCUACCGAUAUGAUGAAAGCUGGGAACGAAGCCCGGUGGUUCUUUUCACUCAUUUCUACGAGACCCCUAAGGCGCUGACCCAGAGUCUACUGAGCAGCAUUGCCCUUCGGCCAGCCUGCUGCGUCCUCGACCUCAGGACUGCGGUCGAUUUCUCCGCCUGGCAUCUGCCAGGAUCGGUGAACAUCCCGUUGCAGAGUUUAGACUCCCACAGCCCUAAGCCAUUUUCCGACCCAAGCGUGCUAGAGAAGCAAUGGCGAGAACUCGAGACGCUGUUCACGGACGCCCAGGCCAAUGUGAUCAGCACGCUGCAGGGGCAUCAUGUGUUGGUGAUUUGCUACAACGGGGACACGGCCCGGGUGGCCACCAGCGUGCUGCGGGCCAAGGGCAUCGAGGCGGACAGUCUCCGGGGAGGACACCAGGCGCUACAAGAUCAUGGCAUAUGGGGUGAUGGUGGAGAGGGAUUGGAGCAGGCGUCGUAUCCGGUGCCGGUGUCGGCCAUGGUGUCCCUGCAGAGCAACUAA